Messenger RNA from Chlorocebus sabaeus (green monkey), 3500 nucleotides. It is a transcript of the gene KLC2, whose product is annotated as kinesin light chain 2. NCBI's taxonomy places the organism in Eukaryota, Metazoa, Chordata, Mammalia, Primates, Cercopithecidae. The record is from RefSeq and is a predicted model, not a curated record. Gene Ontology annotation, cellular component: cytoplasm; kinesin complex. Gene Ontology annotation, molecular function: kinesin binding. Gene Ontology annotation, biological process: microtubule-based movement.
CAUAAGGGAGCAGCUUUCUUUCUGAAGACAGAGCUAGGGCUGUGGAUGAGCACUGCAGGAAGGCACUUUGAGGUCUAUACAAGGAAAAUUUUGCUAACCUUUGGAGUUGUCUCAGAGCCGAACGUAGUAAGCUCCCUGUCACCGGAUGUGCUUGAGCUAAGGGCGCUGAACCACCUCUGUCAGAGAUGGUGCGUCCCCCACCAGAUGUGACCCCGGGAUGCGAAGCCCGGGGUCAGAUCUGCGAGUCAGGUAACAGCGGCACUCACUUCUCGGGUCUUCGUGAGCAUUAUGUCAAUGAACCCAGGGCACCAAGGCGCGCAACACGCAGUAGGCGCUCAAUUAGUGGCAAAUGCCUCGCUCUGUACUCCGGGAAGCCCAACCUUCUCCCUGCGCCUCAGUUUCUCCCGCCGUCCUCGAUGGCGCCACACUAGGUACCUUAGGGUUCAAUCUCCCGAGCAGCUCCACACCCUGAGGACCCGGGGCAUUUUGAGGCCGAGGGCACCCCUCGGGGCUGGCGGGCCCUUGGGAACUACGCCCCGGGCGGGUCCUCGCCCCGCCCCCGCCUCGAUGGCCCCGCCCCGUCCCCCUCCCGCUGGAGCCGGCCCGGCCCGCGCUCCUUUAAGGCAGCGAGCUGGCCGUGAGAAGCGUGUUUCGCCCCCUCCGACGCCACCGAGGCCCGGCGCCCGCCUGCCCGCACCCUCGUCCUCACAGACGCCACAACCAUGGCCAUGAUGGUGCUUCCGCGGGAGGAGAAGCUGAGCCAGGAUGAAAUCGUGCUGGGCACCAAGGCCGUGAUCCAGGGACUGGAGACUCUGCGUGGGGAGCAUCGUGCCCUGCUGGCUCCUCUGGUUGCGCCUGAGGCCGGCGAAGCCGAGCCUGGCUCACAGGAGCGCUGUAUCCUCCUGCGUCGCUCCCUGGAAGCCAUUGAGCUUGGGCUGGGUGAGGCCCAGGUGAUCUUGGCACUGUCGAGCCACCUGGGGGCCGUAGAAUCAGAGAAGCAGAAGCUGCGGGCGCAGGUGCGGCGCCUGGUGCAGGAGAACCAGUGGCUGCGUGAGGAGCUGGCAGGGACGCAGCAGAAGCUGCAGCGCAGUGAGCAGGCCGUGGCCCAGCUGGAGGAGGAGAAGCAGCACCUGCUGUUCAUGAGCCAGAUCCGCAAGUUGGAUGAAGACACCUCCCCUAACGAGGAGAAGGGGGACGUCCCCAAAGACACACUGGAUGACCUGUUCCCCAAUGAGGAUGAGCAGAGCCCAGCCCCUAGCCCAGGAGGAGGGGAUGUGUCUGGUCAGCAUGGGGGCUAUGAGAUCCCGGCCCGGCUCCGCACCCUGCACAACCUGGUGAUCCAGUACGCCUCACAGGGCCGCUAUGAGGUAGCUGUGCCACUCUGCAAGCAGGCACUCGAAGACCUGGAGAAGACGUCAGGCCACGACCACCCUGACGUUGCCACCAUGCUGAACAUCCUGGCACUGGUCUAUCGGGAUCAGAACAAGUAUAAGGAGGCUGCCCACCUACUCAAUGAUGCUCUGGCCAUCCGGGAGAAAACACUGGGCAAGGACCACCCAGCCGUGGCUGCGACACUAAACAACCUGGCGGUCCUGUAUGGCAAGAGGGGCAAGUACAAGGAGGCUGAGCCAUUGUGCAAGCGGGCACUGGAGAUCCGAGAGAAGGUCCUAGGCAAGUUUCACCCAGAUGUGGCCAAGCAGCUCAGCAACCUGGCCCUGCUGUGCCAGAACCAGGGCAAAGCCGAGGAGGUGGAAUACUACUAUCGGCGGGCGCUGGAGAUCUAUGCUACACGCCUCGGGCCCGAUGACCCCAAUGUAGCCAAGACCAAGAACAACCUGGCUUCCUGCUACCUGAAGCAGGGCAAGUACCAGGAUGCAGAGACCCUGUACAAGGAGAUCCUCACCCGCGCUCAUGAGAAAGAGUUUGGCUCUGUCAAUGGGGACAACAAGCCCAUCUGGAUGCACGCAGAGGAGCGGGAGGAAAGCAAGGAUAAGCGCCGGGACAGCGCCCCCUAUGGGGAAUAUGGCAGCUGGUACAAGGCCUGUAAAGUAGACAGCCCCACAGUCAACACCACCCUGCGUAGCUUGGGGGCCCUAUACCGGCGCCAGGGCAAGCUGGAAGCCGCACACACACUGGAGGACUGUGCCAGCCGCAACCGCAAGCAGGGUUUGGACCCCGCAAGCCAGACCAAGGUGGUGGAACUGCUGAAAGAUGGCAGUGGCGGGCGGGGAGACCGCCGUGGCAGCCGAGACGUGGCCGGGAGUGCCGGGCCCCGGUCUGAGUCUGACCUCGAGGAUGCGGGACCUACAGCUGAGUGGAGUGGGGAUGGCAGUGGCUCCUUGCGGCGCAGCGGCUCCUUUGGGAAGCUCCGAGACGCCCUGAGGCGCAGCAGUGAGAUGCUGGUAAAGAAGCUGCAGGGGGGCGGCCCCCAGGAGCCCCCUAACCCCAGGAUGAAGCGAGCCAGUUCCCUCAACUUCCUCAACAAGAGCGUGGAAGAGCCGACCCAGCCUGGAGGCACAGGUCUCUCUGACAGCCGCACUCUCAGCUCCAGCUCCAUGGACCUCUCCCGACGAAGCUCCCUGGUGGGCUAAUGCUGAAGGGGCAGCCAGUCACCAGAGCGCCCACCUGGCACACCCCCCUCACCCCAGCCCUGCGCAUGGGCCUGCUGCUUGUCCCGCCUGUCUCUCCCACAGCCCCUGUCUUUUCUGUUCAAUCUCAGGGUAACCUUCUCCCUUGUCAUCUCAGCCUGAGCCCUGGAGGCUGGGCCUGCCCACUCCAGCUCGAUCCCUUAUUUAUUCCUUCCAGCAGGGCCCUCUUCCUUAGGUUCGGGGCCAGCAGGAGGUGCCGGCUGGAGUCUCCACCAUAGACUCAGUGGCCUGGCCUCCCCAGACCCCAGAGCCAAGAACACUAAGCACUCGCCGGCCCUUCGGCACCUUCGCCCUCCCUCCCAACUCAACCCGGCCGUUGCUUCUGUAUAUAGAGAAAUAAGUUAUUGGCCGCGCCCCACCCUUCAGUCCACGGUACUACCCGGGCCUUCCCUCGUCCCUCCUCUAGUGGUACCGCCCAGGCCUUAAUCACCCCCAUUCCGUGCGGUGGUAUCUCCCAGGCUCCACAUUCUCGGGAGUGGCGCCUCCCAAGUGGCUCCCGGGACCUUCUCGCGCUCCUCCUGGCCUCUGAGGGAUGCGUCCUACCCCGCCAUCGCCCCGUGCCCCAGGACGGGGACCUCCCCUUAGUCAGUCCUCCCACCGCCGGGCCCUGCCCCGCAUCCCGGCCUUAUGCACUGCCCCUCCCGCCCGGCCCCGCCCCGCCCAGGCACGGCCCGACCCCGCCCCGGGCACCGCCCACCGAGCCAUCCUGCCACGCCUCUCCCCACGCCUGCAGCUUCUCGCGAGGGGCAGCGACGGUCCCUUGGUGGCAGGAGGGGCUCCCCCUGUUGCGGGUGAGGCGGCUGCUCUCUAUUUUCAGAUGUUGCUGUAGAAAUAAAGACGGUUUGAAUCUGA